Messenger RNA from Myxocyprinus asiaticus (Chinese sucker), 2725 nucleotides. RefSeq names its product general transcription factor IIE subunit 1-like. The coding region runs from base 277 to 1626 and encodes 449 amino acids. Gene Ontology annotation, biological process: transcription initiation at RNA polymerase II promoter; transcription open complex formation at RNA polymerase II promoter. The record is from RefSeq and is a predicted model, not a curated record. Gene Ontology annotation, cellular component: transcription factor TFIIE complex. Lineage: Eukaryota; Metazoa; Chordata; Actinopteri; Cypriniformes; Catostomidae. The transcript is spliced from 5 exons.
AAUUUUUAGAAACAUCCUGUAAUCUACGUCAUUUCCGCUGUGCGUUAGCGUGCUUGCUGCUGAAGUAGGAAACUUGUCCUCAUGUAAACAGGAGGAAAAUUAAAGAACUCCAUCCUAAAAUAAAAUCUGAAAUUCACCCGCCUGAUCCCUGUCUUGCACACCAGAAUCCAGUCUAGUUAUUCCUAAGAACACAUCCUACUUUGUUACAUCACACCUCCACCUUAGCUACCUUCUCCUGCUUUUGCUCUCUCUUUCUCUCCAUCCCUCCCUUCCAUCAUGACCGAACCAGAGCUGCUCACCGAGGUCCCUGCCUCUCUGAAACGGCUGGCCAAGCAGGUUGUGCGGGGUUUCUAUGGCAUCGAGCAUGCUCUCGCUCUGGAUGUGCUGAUACGGAACCCCUGCGUGCGUGAAGAGGACAUGCUGGAGCUGCUCAAGUUUGACCGCAAGCAGCUGCGCUCAGUGCUGAACACACUCAAAGCCGACAAGUUUGUCAAGUGCCGUAUGCGGGUGGAGACUGCGCCUGAUGGCAAGACAACACGGCACAAUUACUAUUUCAUUAACUACAGGCUGCUGGUUAAUGUUGUCAAGUACAAACUGGACCACAUGCGCAGGCGAAUAGAGACGGAUGAACGGGACUCGACUAACAGAGCCUCCUUCCGCUGCCCCUGCUGUCUGAACACAUUCACUGACCUGGAGGCCAACCAGCUGUUUGACCCCAUGACUGGGACGUUUCGCUGUACCUUCUGUCAAACAGAAGUAGAGGAGGACGAAUCAGCCGUGCCAAAGAAAGAUGCCCGCACUCUGGUGGCACGCUUCAACGAGCAGAUAGAGCCCAUCUACGUACUGCUACGAGAGACGGAGGACAUCAACUUGUCCCAUGACCUCCUGGAACCUGAGCCAUCAGAAAUCCCAGCCCUAAAACAAAGUCGAGAGCGGGCUGCCCAGGCAGCAGCAGGAGUUGCUGCAGGGGCACCUGGUCGGGAAAUGUGGAAAACCAAGGGCUCGUCAUAUGACCUUUACACACAGAAUGUGGUCAUCAACAUGGAAGACCAGGAGCCUCAGCUUGGCCAGACAGCUGAGGGCAAAGCCCCCAAAGAGAGGCCCGUAUGGCUGACGGAAAGCACUGUGCAGGGGGCAUACAGUGAGGCAGAUGCUCUGAAGCAGGCUGGCGAAGACGCCAUAGUAACCCAGGACAGCAUGGCUGGACGAGGAGCCGCACAGGAUGAGAAUGAGGAGGUGAUGUUGGCUCUCCUCAUUCACGAGAAGAGGAGUGGAGCCGGACCAAGAGGCGCCGUCGUCUCCAAACCAACCAUUCCUGUAGCUAACGCAAGUGACUCUGACAGCGAUACCAGCGAAUCGGAAGAGGACUCUCCACCCCGGGCGCCAGCCCACUCAGUGCACAAUGCCACGGCCCUGCGGCCAGGCAGGCAAGCAGAAGUGGAGGAGGAAGAUGAUGAUGAUGAGUUUGAGGAGGUUGGGGAUGACCCUGUAGUUAUGGUUGGGGGAAGACCUUUCUCUUACAGGGAAGUAAGCCAGAGACCUGAGCUAGUGGAACAGAUGAGCGCUCAAGAGAAAGAGGCAUACAUUGAGAUGGGCCAGAACCUCUUCCAGGACAUGUACUUCUGAGUAGAUCACUUGACAGAUCAACUGUCUGCAUCACACUGUUUCUUUCUUUCUGUAUCUCCCCAUAAACAGUUUUUCACAGGAUGCAGUUCUGAUGAGUCUCCUUUGCACACUUUAUCUCAUACAGUGUUGUGCGUCAUGCCAGAGCUGAGGAAUGUAGUGUUAUAGCGUUGAAUCUUCUCCUCUCUCACCCAUCUGUGACAAGACCUUUUGCCAUAUUCACAAACAGAAUAUACAUACUCUGGUGCCAAUGGAGCGAAGUAUCUCAUAGUUGUAAACAAUAGUAUCUUACACAUUGGCAGACAUGCUCACACCACUACCUUUCCUUUUUAUGGGCUUUUGUUUAGCAGUCUCACCACAUUCAGAGACUUCUAAGCCAAUGACAGUGUUGCUGCGAUGACCUCCGAGACAGUUUCACUCAAAAGAAAACUCCUGAGGCUUUCAGACGUGAUUGGCAAUUGAAUGAUGGAGAAAGCGUUUCUUUCUUGUAAAGUGACACUCACUUUGGCUCUCUUGUGUUUUUUGUUUUUUUGUUUUUUUUGUGUGUUUUUUUUGCUCUAAGCUAGAGACUUAUCCACAUCUCCUAGCUUCUGUCUUUUUCAAGGUCUCCACUUCUCAACAGUAUUUAGCAAGACUUGCAGUUAGAAAGGGAAGAAAAAUUAUCUUCCUGUGGAUGACUAUCAUGAAUUGAUAUUAAAUGUAUAGUUAUGAUGAGAGAUGUUUGUUUAGAGUGUGAUUGCUUUCCUUUCACAGCAAAGAUAAUCAAUUUCUUCUCUGUUUUUCAGUUUUGUUAGAAUUUUUACAGCAAUAAAAAAAAAAAGUCUUUAAUCUCCUUAUUCAUGAGUGUAUGCGUGUGAUAGAAAGAGAGCAACAACCUCAGUGAAAACUUUUUUCAACAAUUCCCUUGUAUCUAAUCUAGAUAAAACUGCUUGUCAAGAAAUACUGUAGAUGUAUUCCAUCAACAAGAAUCCUGCUUUUAUUUUACAUUUCACUCAGUAUAUUUUGUCCGGAAUGGUUAACAAUUUAGAUUGGUUUUGCAAUGACUGUAUUAGUUUGAAAUGACCUCUUAUGUGUCAUGAUAAAAUUACAUUUGAAAGAGAGA